Colletotrichum navitas is the source of this 1089-nucleotide messenger RNA. RefSeq lists its product as uncharacterized. NCBI's taxonomy places the organism in Eukaryota, Fungi, Ascomycota, Sordariomycetes, Glomerellales, Glomerellaceae. The transcript is spliced from 3 exons. The coding region runs from base 1 to 1089 and encodes 362 amino acids. The record is from RefSeq and is a predicted model, not a curated record.
AUGCCCUUCCCGGUCCUCUCCAAAGAACCGUUUCCCCGACUCUCCCUCUCGGCGGCGGGCCUCGUCGCCCUCGCCGACCUCCAGACCAUCGCCAACCGCACCGCGCUCACGGGGACGUCCUCCUGGUUCGACGCCCUGGUCCUCGCCCCGGGCUUGCACUACCAGCAGGCGGCCGACGGCGUCGCGGGGAACGCCGUCACCGCCGAGACCUCCUCGGGAACCCCCUGCAUCUUCGGCACGCAGGCGCUCCCCGGCGGGCGGAGGAUAGACGUCCGGGUCACGAACCCGGGGAUGCUGCUCUUCCUGUCGCGGCUCGGGGACGGCGGGGUCGGCGAGAGGAUCGUCACCCUCGACGUCGGCACCCUCGGCCGCCGGGGCCAGAGGCGCGGCCGGGCCUUCGCGCACGACGCCGACGGGGAGUUUGAGCGCGCCAGCCACCUGCUCUACCUCACGACCCCGGCCCUCACCCUCGCGGCUCUGACAAUCAUGGCCUUGCUAGCGGACUGGUGGGGUCUCUCCUUGAUCCUGGCUCUCGUCGCCUCCCGCGUCCUCAAUAUCUACGUCAUCAAACAACGCACGCCCCCGCCCCCUCCCCCUCCGCCGCCGACGACCUCGCCGUCGUCCCCCGCCAAGCUCUCCGAGUAUACCGUCCCGCUCUCGCCGACGCUCAAGGUGCGCAUGCGCGGCCCGGCCGCCGACCUCGCCGCCGUGACGACCGACGCCUGGCUCCUCUCCAAGACGGCCGCGCAGGGCUACCUCGAGGCCGCGGCGAAGCUGGUCGUGUACAUGGUGGCCGUCUUCAGCGGCAACGUCUCGCAGGCGGGGAACUUCGUGCUGCUGGUGCUGCUGCUCGUCAGCGCCGGCCUGCUCGGGCUGAGCAACGGGUUCUUCAACGGCGUCCGGGCCCGGGGGCGCGUCGCCAGGGUGUGGGACGGGGACGGGCACGGAGCGAACGCGAGCGCCGGGGGACCCGGGGUAGGCAACCGACGGGACGAGGGGAACGGGGCCGGCGCGGUGGACUGGGAUGCGCAGGUGGGAAGGGUCAUCAUGGAUCCCUAUCCUUUCGAGAGAGACGUCGAGUAUUCGUAG